AAACUACGGAAUCCGCUAAGCUAUGGGAGUAGGUUAACGAAACCUAAGUCCAAUUACCUACUCGUUUGUAGGAGAAAGCCUAGCUUUUUUCCUUUAUGCACAUCGGCGUGUGACUGACGUAAUUAUGAGUCAGAAAAUUCGAGCGUAACGUCGACGAAAAUGAAACUUUCGCACGGCCAUUGACAGGACGUGGGUCUGCACGUAGCAACGUAUGCGAGAGGAGUUUUGAUAAAGCUGUACAAAGACAGAGAACAGGAUACUGCGGUGCUAUGCAUAAUGUAAGCAAUUACAUUGUGUAUGCGAACAAUCGAGGAAUCUAUGGAUCUCAUUUACAUUCGUCGAUCCAAAAACGAUCAAACCACAUCCACCAUGAUUUCUGUUACAAGCAAAGCCACAAUUCUACGCCGUGAAACAAAACGAAAAUCAAGAAAUAAGAAAAUUGCACAGAUUUUUUAGGAAAUCGAGCUUGAAAAUCUCGUCGAGUACAAUAUCCUGGAACGAACGUAAUUGGAACUUUCUUCUCACAGAUGCGAACAUUUCUAUGCGGUUUUAUAGUCACGGGACGCACUGUAGAAUCCUCGUUGCAGUUUGAUUGUUUUUCAAUCUACCAAUAUAAAUCUGAUCUAUAGAUCCUUCGUCUAUAUAUCGCGCAAGUUUGUUAUUCCUGCCUUUCGUCUUAUUUUCCGACUUCUACGAAUCACUUUAUCGUAUAUAUCAGCACCGAAUGCAAAUUUUGUCUCGCUUCUCUGGUCUCUUUAAAAAACAUUCCUAAUCGCAUGUUUCUUUUUUACGUUUCCCGUGUCGACGGUACAGCUGGUCGGCCACAUAUUUCGGCGCGGCACGUGCCAGAAAUAGACAUCGCUAUCCCUUGUGUCGAAUACGACGUAGGGGGUGCAACGACAUUUAAAACGUUCUGCAUCAACCGGAGAAAACACCCUCAGUUAGUUGCAAACAGCUCGUCGACGCGGCUCGCGUUCUUUCCUGGCUUGUUACAAUAGUUGGCUGUUAGGUACGCGCACAGUAUAUCUGUCGAUCAAACGACAAUCUCAGUUUCGAGCGUGUAACGGAUCAUCGAGUUGAUUUAUCCUCUUCGUUGUAAUGAUGCGAAUUAAUCGCCGUUUAACCAAUUAGGGUGAUUGAACGAAGAGUCUGGGUGAACACGAGACGGUUUAACGAACCUAUAAAUCGCAGCCUCCUACGUGCAUUUUGCAACAACUACGACCCAGGCAGGUGGAAACGAGGAUCGUGAAACCAGCGUUAAUCUGUAGAUAGAUCGACGACGAGACGAUAUUAUGGGUAGAAACGGAACUGGUCCGGUGAUCCGGAUGUCUUCUACGGGCACGCACGCUGCUGGGGGCGUAGAAUGUUGUUACUGCAGAUGUUGCACGUGUAUACACGUGGAAUUUCUAAAAACUCCACCCGGUCUUCUAAAACUGGGCGAGACGAUCGUCAGCGGACUGAUACAAAGCUUGUUAAUUAAUUACGGUUUAAAAUACAGUACGACGAUCGGUUCAGCUUUCGAAGGGUCUUUAACUACGUCUUCCGCCUGUUUCUUAACAUCAGCGGUAUUACUCGCCUGCUACAUCGUGUCCGAAAAAUCCUACAGACUGAUUCGAUCAUCUAUAUUUGAAUUGAUGUUCAAUGCAUUAGCAUCCUUCCUGUAUUUAAGCUCGGCUUCCUAUUUGGCAUUUUCCACGAAGCUAUUUCUCCUUCCAGAAUAUUACAUAAGGCCAGGGUUCGACGUUUAUCCUGCAAUGUCAGCUGCUUACAUUAUGAGUGGUUUUGUCGGAAUACUACACGGGGCAGACGCAUAUUUCUCUUACAGGCAUUAUAAGAGCGGAAGAUGAAUCGGAGGGGGAGUGAAAUGUAUAAAAACAUCGCACGAUUCGUGACCGAAUCAAGAUCCAAAUACAGCGUACAAUGUACAAGUUACAGAAACUAUAUCCACGUCAACGAUCAAUCGAGAAAGACCUUUAUUUAAACACUUAUGUUAAAUUAAUACGCGUAGCAUUCCAAAAUUAUGUAACGAACGAAAAUGUUAUAAAAAUAUAGAAAACGAGCGUCGUAUUUAUUUA
Molecule: messenger RNA, 2075 nt
Organism: Bombus impatiens (common eastern bumble bee)
Lineage: Eukaryota; Metazoa; Arthropoda; Insecta; Hymenoptera; Apidae
Gene: sing
Product: protein singles bar
Exons: 5
Coding region: 1293-1847 (184 amino acids)
Cellular component (GO): membrane
Source: RefSeq, a predicted model, not a curated record